AAAAGGCCAAGAUCCGCUCCCACGAGUCAGUACAACUGAGAACAAGGCCUGCAGUGUUGAUAAUACACUGGAUACAGAGAAAAGGUUAUAAUUGUGCAGAAAAUCCGCAAUCAAACAAUGAAAACUGCAGGACGAGAAGCAGCAGCAGGAACUGCUGUGAACCGGCGCGUGUCACACACUUCUAGCUCGAGGAAUCAGAUGGACCGUGGAGCCUAUGGAUCAGAAGCAUUCUCUAUGAGCGUGAGAAGAAGAGGAGGUAUACUACUACUCACUUUGGUGCUAGUCUGGAGCUCAGUAUUUCAAAUAGGACAAUCUCUCCCGCUCAAUGGAAAAGAUGUAUCAGACUCACAGCCCAACUUGCAAAAGAGAUCAUCUUUAAGACUUCUCUGUGACCAUCACAUCAGGGACAGAGGGACCCUUAGCUGUAGUUUCCACGACAAUUGCAUUGAAUCACUAUAUCAAGCAGGAAAGGAAGGUUUCUCAUUGGGCUACGCUCUACCGAGAUGUAACGCAGUCAGAGCGUUCACGCACUCGAACAGCUCUUGCUCAAACUGUCUGAGAACCUUCGGACUAGACACAUGGCUCCUACAAAGUGAGCUCUGUCUUCAAUCAAAGAUGAUCCCUAUUGCUAAGAAAUGGGCCGGGAAGAACAGAGGGCAAGACCCCAAGGACCGACUGAGCUUUGAGGAGGAAUCCUUUCAUGCACUCACCAGCUGCUACAACAAAUCACAACUAGCUAACAUAAUCUCUUCAGGGGCUACACCUAAAGGAGACAUCAAAUCUGACCUAAUUAAAAUACUCAACUCCCUUACAAUCAAGCCUUACUACAGACCAGUAGUACAUCAAGUAUUCCGUUCACUACUUUCCCAGGCACAGGCUCCACUUGAUAAGGUGGUGCCCCCAGCUCCUACCAGGGUUUUAUUUUGUGCUGUAGGAAACACAAACUCUGAGAUAAGUCUAGAGACAAAGAUACAAACGAUGGCCGAAGCUCUUCAAAGUGGUGCACAGCAGUUCUCUCUCUCCAGUGACAAUGAUGAAUUUAAUGUGGAAUGUGGUAAAAAAUCUCCAGCAAACCCUCCCGAAGACAACGUCUCGCUCCAAAAAACCUUCUCCAUCAUCCAAUGGAUCCCGGAUGGCAGCGAAGCAGAUAACUUAAACAGACAUUAUUCUGAGAAUCUUCCAGGCACUACAGCAAAACUCAUCUUCUAUGAAUAUGACAGAAUAGAGGACUCUUACUGUGGCAAUGGGUUCAGAGAAGCUGGAGAAGAAUGUGACAUGGGAGUUGACAACGAGCUGGAUCUUGGCUGUCAAGAAACCUGUGAAGUCUCUGUUGGCUAUGAAUGCAGUCCAGAACAGAGCAGUCACUCGAUAUGCUUUGAGCCUAUCUGUGGUGAUGGUAGGAGAGAUUCUACUGAGGACUGCGAUGAUGGUAACACUGCAUCUGGGGAUGGUUGUACCGCCUGUAGGAUUGAUCCUGGUUUCACAUGUUCUCAGUUGUACAACGUCACUUCAGAAUGCGAUCCGAUCCCGUCGCCUUCAUCAUCGUCAACGUUAUCUGGUUCUACAUUUUCUUCCGUGAUUCCUUCGUUAAAUUCUUUAACGUCGACAAGUAUUCCAAGUCCGUCAAGUCUUCCAACGGAUGACUCAACAGGAAUUUCAGAACCAUUCACUUCCUCAGGGAGACAAAUACUACCCAGAACAUUCAUCUCUUUGCUCGUUCCUUUAUUACUAACCUUUGGAUUGCUAGCACUGGCUUCUAGCAGCUUAAGAUGAUUGUAGCUCUCUCUCUCACUAUACUGCCAUGGACAGUAAUUAUACUAUAAUUAUUAGCAAGGAAUCACAAUUUGAAAUUUUUAGCCUCUCUUAUCUCUCUCUCUUCUUCCCUAUACCCCAUCCACGCUAACAUUGACUGACACUACUUAUAAUAUGACUGACUCAAUUCAAAAAGUUUGUAAUUUAUAAUAUCCAAAACUUAACAGGUAUUAACAUUCCUGUUUUUGUCUCUCCCCCUCUCUCUCUUGUCUUACUCAUCAUAUUUUGUAUUAUAGUCCUUUCUUCUCUAAAUCUCCUUUCUCUUCAAAUUGCACAUGUCCAUUCUCUUUCUAUAUUGUAUCUCAACUUAAUCACUCCAUUGUAACAAUAAUUAUUACUAUUAUUAUUAUUAUUAUUAUUCAUUAUUAUUGUGAACUAAUAUCCUUUUUAAUGAUCUAUAUUAUUAUUAUUGACAAUAUUAUUAUUAUUAUGAUUAUUAAUAUUAUUAUUAUAUCUGAAUCACUAUCUCUAUUUAAAAUGACUGAAAAUUUGAAUCUCAA
This is a messenger RNA of Amphimedon queenslandica, 2312 nucleotides long. RefSeq lists its product as uncharacterized. Lineage: Eukaryota; Metazoa; Porifera; Demospongiae; Haplosclerida; Niphatidae. The transcript has 2 exons. Bases 118 to 1773 code for a protein of 551 amino acids. The record is from RefSeq and is a predicted model, not a curated record.